This is a messenger RNA of Tribolium madens (black flour beetle), 966 nucleotides long. RefSeq lists its product as uncharacterized. NCBI's taxonomy places the organism in Eukaryota, Metazoa, Arthropoda, Insecta, Coleoptera, Tenebrionidae. The coding region runs from base 45 to 794 and encodes 249 amino acids. The record is from RefSeq and is a predicted model, not a curated record. The transcript has 3 exons.
GACGCAAUCAGCCAAGGAUCACAGUGUGUCUUCGUGCGGCAGACAUGAAGGUUUACGUGUUCUUCUUCUUCUUUUGGUUCUUAACGGAUGUCUUCGCUGACAGUUUAUACGAAGAUAGCGUCUACAGAGAGGCCAUCCUCUUCGUCAAUGAGUGUGGAUCCAGGUCUCUCACUUUGUGUUUUAAGGAAAAAGCCCUCAAAUUCAUCGAGCGCCUCCCGAACAAUAUCGAUAUCGGAAAUGGAAUACGAAUCAAACAAAGUGAUUCAGGGCGACUUGCAAGAGAAUACACUCCAAUAAGUUUGCCGAAUGAAACACUGGAAAGAGAGGCAAUCCUGGAUAGAAUGCUUUUGGAGCGCAUCACCGAUUACUUGUCAUCACAUACGCUAGAAUUUAAAUUUCCAAUCAGUUCGGAUCUGGACAUGUCAGCGGGAGAAGCUCGCAAGGGAGGAGGAGGGGGAGGAGGAGGAGGAGAAGGAGGUGGUGGAGGCGGCAAGAAAGGAGGCAAAAAAGGCGGAAUGGGAAUGAUGAUGAUGAUGUUUUCCAUGAAAGCUGCAGCCAUGUAUGCCAUAGGCCUCAAAGUUGUUGCAAUGAUAGCUUUCAAAGCUUUGCUCGCGGCCAAAAUCGCUCUGACUAUUGCAGGAAUUAUAGCAUUGAAAAAGCUCGUCGAAUCGAAACAUCAUACGCAAACUUAUGAAGUUGUAGCACAUCCUGUUUCACACGGCGAAGAUUACAGUCAUUACGAUAGAGCUUUCAGUCAGGAAUUGGUUUACAAAGGUCACAGAAUCGGUUCUUAGACGGCCUUUCUAACCCCUAACGGUACUUAGUACAGUAUUAGAGUUUCAGGUUUUUAUGUCAAAUAACCUCAACUGGUACCUGAAAUUAACACAAUUUUAGCUUUAAUUUAGGAAUUUAUUUAUUUAUUUAUUUAUUGAAAUGUUUUAAAAUAAAUUCGGUUUUAUUUAAGUA